Messenger RNA from Zophobas morio, 1663 nucleotides. RefSeq lists its product as uncharacterized. The transcript is spliced from 4 exons. Gene Ontology annotation, molecular function: protein binding. The coding region runs from base 135 to 1559 and encodes 474 amino acids. The record is from RefSeq and is a predicted model, not a curated record. Lineage: Eukaryota; Metazoa; Arthropoda; Insecta; Coleoptera; Tenebrionidae.
UGCAAUUGUGGGAGCAUGUGCGCAUUGGCCGACGAGCCGUCGUGCCGGCGAGUUAAGUCACGAUGCGGAUGCUCGUUGUGUCGGGUCCUCCAAGUGCGCUAAUUCGUUACACCUGAAUCCGAGUUCUUCUCUUUAUGAUGGUACUUUUCCGACAUUCAGAAUCUGCACACACGAUGCUCAGUGCCGAGGGUGUGACCGACUCCGAUAACGUUUCGUCGAUGAUCACCGGCACAUCCCCAAGUCAGAAUUUGGACGAUAGUUGCUUACUCAAACAGGAGCACGAUGCAGCCGAAAAGUCAUUCAACAAAGAUCUGAACGGCAGCAUCUCGCAGAAAUGGAGGCGGUUACGUAACUGCUGCGCCUCCCUGCGGGGCAUCAGCACUCAGAGCAGCCCCGAGGCGUCCCGGGACUCCCUCCUGAAUACUCCUAGUCCUCGAAUUCUAGUCAGCACCCCACACGCCACCUCGUCGCUGCGGCUGCCCGGCGCGAAGAAAAGCAGCGUGCAGGAUGUUCUGCGCGCGAAGCUGAGUCGCAUCCACGUGGGGCUGAGGAAGCGCAGGGCCUUGUCGGUGCAGGAGUUCUUCCACAGUCCCACUCACGAGCAGCAGCCGCCGCCGCCGCAGCCGCAGCCCACGUUCUACGUGCCCUCGCCAGUUUCUCCGGAUGCCGGCUCCACCUCGCUGCCCCUGAUCGAUGGGGAGAGCCGCAGGAGGGCGAGGUCGCGUCAGAGGAACAGCGUGAACUCGGUGGUGAGCGCGCGUGACUACGGCUACGACAGCGAGCAAGGGUACGACUCGCUGCCCUACGAGCCGCCCCCGGACUACGACCUCGACGACACCGCCACAACGCGGAGGUGGUCGGUGGUCGGGAGCAUUUUACACAAAAAUAACCAAGAUAACAGCAAGGCGAAGAAUUUAAUUAAGCUAGAAAAUGUAAAUAUUAAAAUUCCGAAGACGAAACUCAACCACAAGCACUUCGAGAGAGCGAGAUCGCACUCGCCUAAUAAGAAUAAAUACCAAACGAAACCUGUUAAAAGCGAAACAGACAACAAAAAUUUUAAUUCCAAAGUAGUUACCUCUAAAAGCCAUUAUGAACUUAUGAGUACUAAACAAAGGCCGGAAGUUAGCCAGAAUGGUGAAUGUGAACGGAUGAGUAGCGAACAUAAACAGGACUGGAUUGAAGAACUAGAAGAAAUCGAGGAAGAAGAAGAAAGCAAAUUCUGCACUUUACCACGCGGGGGUGGUAGUACUUUCACCAUUCGACAGGUCGUUUUCCAAAAAGGGCAAGGCUAUAAAGCUUUGGGUUUCAGUAUCGUAGGAGGAAGAGAUUCUCCAAAGGGCAGCAUGGGCAUUUACGUGAAAACUAUUUUCCCUAACGGUCAGGCAGCAGACAGCGGAACUUUGAAAGAAGGUGAUGAAAUUCUGGCUGUCAAUAGUAAACCCCUUCAUGGAGCUUCCCAUCAAGAAGCUAUUAACGUAUUCAAGCAAAUCCGUCAAGGCCAAGUCUUACUGCAUAUAGGACGUCGCGUCGCCAAAAAACCACGUGAAAGAGUUGCUUAAGCGAUUUUUUCAAAAAUAAAAUGUAUUCCAAAGACUAUUCUAGUAUAAGCGUUUAAUGUAUAUUAUCCUAAUGAUUUUGAUACUGCUAAUAAAACAUCUAAAGA